AUGGCCACCUGCUGGCAGGGCCUAUGGGCCUAUCGCUCCUACUUGAUUGUACUAUGUCUGCCCAUUUUCCUGUUGCCUCUGCCAAUCAUUGUCCAAACUAAGGAAGCCUACUGUGCUUACUCCAUCAUCCUCAUGGCACUGCUGUGGUGUACCGAGGCCCUGCCCCUGGCUGUCACGGCCCUAUUCCCCAUCAUCCUCUUCCCCCUGAUGGGUGUCAUGGAUGCCUCUGAGGUCUGCGUAGAGUACUUCAAAGACACCAACGUACUGUUCUUUGGGGGGCUGAUGGUGGCCAUCGCCGUGGAACAUUGGAACCUGCACAAACGCAUUGCCCUCCGAGUGCUCCUUAUCGUUGGAGUGCGGCCUGCCCUACUGCUUCUGGGCUUCAUGCUGGUCACGGCCUUCCUCUCCAUGUGGAUUAGCAACACGGCCACCACAGCCAUGAUGUUGCCCAUCGGGCACGCGGUUCUAGAGCAGCUUCAAGGCUCACAGAAGGAUGUGGAGGAAGGCACUGACAACCCUGCCUUUGAGCUCCAGGAAGCAAGUCCCCAGAAGGAGGUGACCAAACUUGAUAAUGGACAGGCUGUAUCUGCCUCUUCGGAGUCAAGAGUACAGAAGACCCAGGACCAUCUCCGCUUCAGCCAGGGCCUGAGCCUGUGCAUUUGUUACUCGGCCAGCAUCGGGGGCAUCGCUACCCUGACGGGCACCACCCCUAACCUGGUGCUCCAAGGCCAGGUGAACUCGCUCUUCCCCAAAAAUGGCAAUGUGGUGAACUUUGCUUCCUGGUUCAGUUUUGCCUUCCCCACCAUGAUCAUCUUGCUGAUGUUGGCUUGGAUAUGGCUGCAGGUCCUCUUCCUGGGUUUCAACUUCCGGAAGAACUUUGGCUUUGGGGAAGGGGAGGAAGAGCAAAAACAAGCAGCCUUCCAGGUCAUCAAGACCCAGCACAAGCUGCUGGGCCCCAUGAGUUUUGCAGAGAUCACCGUCACCGUCCUCUUUAUUAUUCUGGUGGUGCUCUGGUUCACCAGAGAGCCAGGCUUCUUCCAAGGCUGGGGUGACAUGCUUUUCGCCAACGAAAAUGGGCAAAGCAUGGCAUCAGAUGGGACAGUGGCCAUCUUCAUCAGCCUGGUUAUGUUCAUCAUGCCCUCCAAGAUUCCAGGACUGACCCAGGACCCAAAAAAACCAGGGAAGCUGAAGGCUCCUCCUGCCAUCCUCACCUGGAAGACAGUGAACGAUAAGAUGCCCUGGAAUGUCGUGAUCUUGCUGGGUGGGGGCUUUGCCCUGGCCAAAGGCAGUGAGAGAUCAGGGCUGUCUGAGUGGCUGGGAGACAAACUGACCCCGCUGGAGCGCAUACCGCCAUCAGCCACAGCGGUCAUCCUCUGUCUGUUGAUUGCCGUCUUCACCGAAUGCACCAGUAAUGUGGCCACCACUACGCUCUUCCUGCCCAUCCUGGCCUCCAUGGCACAGGCCAUCUGCCUUCACCCCCUCUAUGUCAUGCUGCCCUGCACCCUGGCCGCCUCCCUGGCUUUCAUGCUACCCGUGGCCACGCCGCCCAACGCCAUUGUCUUCUCCUUUGGAGGCCUCAAAGUGUCCGAUAUGGCCCGUGCCGGAUUCCUGCUCAAUAUCAUCGGGGUGCUGGCUAUCACACUGUCCAUCAACAGCUGGAGUAUCCCCAUCUUCCACCUGGACACGUUCCCCUCCUGGGCCCACUCCAACACAAGCCAGUGCCUUCUCAGCCCGUCCAACUCCACCGUACCAGGCCUCUAGACUAGGCUACCACCUAGCUCUGCUGGGGAAAGCCCACCGGUGCCACUCCUCAGAGCCAGGAGAGGGCGC
Peromyscus californicus insignis is the source of this 1830-nucleotide messenger RNA. It is a transcript of the gene Slc13a2, whose product is annotated as solute carrier family 13 member 2. Bases 1 to 1761 code for a protein of 586 amino acids. Gene Ontology annotation, biological process: monoatomic anion transmembrane transport. Gene Ontology annotation, cellular component: membrane. Lineage: Eukaryota; Metazoa; Chordata; Mammalia; Rodentia; Cricetidae. The record is from RefSeq and is a predicted model, not a curated record. Gene Ontology annotation, molecular function: transmembrane transporter activity. The transcript has 12 exons.